AAAGAGAUUCUUCAUUUGUGGUCUGUGAUUUCAUUGAUCAGAUAAAUAUUUUCUUUUAGCGUGAAUAUUUUUUGUAUGAUUACUGUUUGCAUCACUUGGGUGAAUAAUCAUGGAAAUAGAGAAUGCUCAGAAUAAUGAUGUACAAACAGCCGCAAUUGAGGAAUCUGCAAAAUCAAUAAAUCCAGAUCAAGAAACAAACACAGCGGCACCGGCGCUUACAGCAAAUGGAAACGAAGCUAUUUCAGGCGCUCAGCCUUCAAUUUCAAAAGAUGUUCAAAAACCUUCUCCAAAAAAGCCCAAGAAAAGGAAACCUAAAACACCGCCUGAUGGCCCACGACCACCACUUACUGGAUAUAUAAGAUUUCUCAAUGAAAAGCGUGAUCAGUUACGCGCUGAACAACCAGAACUUGGAUUUGGAGAGCUAACAAGACAAUUGGCUAAUAAAUGGAGUAAACUGCCGGCUGAAGAGAAACAAGUAUAUUUAAAUGCUGCAGACCAGGAUAAAGAACGAUAUGUAAAAGAAUGUGCUGAAUAUGAAAAAUCCUUUGGCACAAGUGUUGAGUUUGCAAAACAACAUGGAAUGGAACACAAAGAUGCGGGAAGUACAUCUAAGAAAAUUAAACAGAAUACAAAUACCAACAAUGCAGUUGUAGAUACAGCUGCCACACACAUAGCUGAACAGAAUGUAGUCAAUGCUAACGUCGUAGCGACUGCCUCCGUCAAUAAUGCUGCACGACAGCCUACACCACCUCGACCAAGGCCCUGUAUUACACCAGCUUCUGGUGAGGAAAUGUCUGGUGAUACAGAUAUACCUAUAUUUACUGACCAGUUUCUGCAACACAACAAGCUUAGAGAGUCCGAGCUGCGGCAGUUACGUAAAGCUAACUCUGAUUAUGAACAACAGAAUGCGAUACUCCAGCGGCACGCAGAGGAAGUGAGCGCGGCCACGGCGCGGCUGCGCGCCGAGACGGCGGCGGCGGCGGAGCGCACCGCGGCGCUGGUGGCGCACCGCCGCGCGCUCGUCGGCUGCUUGGUGCAGGCGCUGCAGGCUGUUGCCUUGCCUUUACAAGGUGGAUCAGUUGGUGCAUCAGAGAGCAAUAUAGAAGAGUAUAUGGAAAAAUUGCAAAGCUUUGCAUUAGAAACUAAAAACAGCCCAUUAGUCAAACAGGCGAAAGAUAUUUUAAAUAGAACUGAGCUCCCAUUAGUUUAAAAGGAUUAAAUAAAAAUUGUUCAUGGCUUA
Molecule: messenger RNA, 1240 nt
Organism: Bicyclus anynana (squinting bush brown)
Lineage: Eukaryota; Metazoa; Arthropoda; Insecta; Lepidoptera; Nymphalidae
Gene: Hmg-2
Product: high mobility group protein 20A
Exons: 7
Coding region: 110-1210 (366 amino acids)
Biological process (GO): regulation of gene expression
Cellular component (GO): nucleus
Source: RefSeq, a predicted model, not a curated record